AUGACAGUGGACCCUGCCAUUAAGGCGCUCUUUGGUUCGCCGCCUUCGAAUAUUAAUCUCGAUGAGACCUCCGUAGGCAAGAAUAACAGAGGGGUCAUUGCUAUGUUAUGUCUGGCUGCCCUUGCUGUGAUCACUCGCUUCAUUACUCGCAUAACAUUUCGAACCCCGAUUCUGGCUGAUGAUUAUAUCAUCAUUGUCGCUCUUGUACCACAGCGGGAAUCAGUGUUGCAGGUAAGACAAACCACGCUGAAUGCCGAGAACUCCACAAUAUUGAAACUCGUCACAGGGGGUAACUAUGGCGCUGGCCACCAUGUCUGGUCAAUCUCCUUGUCAGCUCUGGAGGAGACCUACUACCUCCUCUACAUUUAUCCUUACAUCUACGCCGGAGCAUGCACCGCAACCAGAAUCUCGAUCCUCAUCUUCUACCACCGCAUAUUUUCGCCAUUCGAUUCUUGGAUGAAGUGGUCUGUCGUGUUUGGCUGGUUUCAGACAAUAACCUAUCCAAUCUACCUCUGGAUCUGCAUGGGUUGCUUGUGUACCCCGCGGAAGUAUUUCUGGCUUCAAUUUGGUGGUACUGUGACUGGGACUUGCCUCGAUGUUGCCAAGUUCUUCAUUGCGGCAGGGAUACUGAACAUGUUAAAUGACUUUAUCCUCCUGAUGAUCCCGUUUCCUCGAAUUGCCAAGCUCCAAAUGUCGACUAAGAAAAAAUUUGCUAUCGGUGGUAUUAUGGCAGUCGGGUUCUUCGCCUGCAUCGCGAGUAUCAUCCGAAUUUGGGUUCUCUGGAAAUACACCAUAACUACCGAUGUGACUUGGGCUAUGGGACCCCUUUUCAUUUGGUCGACCGUCGAGCCGGGCGUCGCCAUUAUCACCGCCUGUUUGCCUCACCUUGCACCGCUUUUCAAGCUGGCAACUCGGAAAAUGACAUCCUACAAUUCAGAGAAUACCGGAGCCGGGCGAGCGUCUGGAAAAGCACAGAGGCUGGGUAGCGGCUCUGGAAGGCAGAAAAGAUCUGGCGAUCGUGAACCCAAUUUUGAUUACGGCCUGACCAGCCUGGGGACACAAGCUUAUGACGACGAAGUUGGGUUGACUAACUACGUUGGUUCUCCUUCAAAUGAAGGGAUGAAUUCUUCAAUUGCUUCGGAAGUGGACGAUUACAAACGUUGUCACUCAAUUUCCGUCAAGUCUACUUUUGUACAGACUAGUACUACGAGACCUCCUUCGUAG
Penicillium pulvis is the source of this 1224-nucleotide messenger RNA. RefSeq lists its product as uncharacterized. Lineage: Eukaryota; Fungi; Ascomycota; Eurotiomycetes; Eurotiales; Aspergillaceae. The transcript has 4 exons. Bases 1 to 1224 code for a protein of 407 amino acids. The record is from RefSeq and is a predicted model, not a curated record.